AUGAGUACCCCAGAUAUCAUCAAGGAUAAUAUUGCACCACUUGUUCAAAGAAUAUUAGCAGAUCCUCUACAUUUCUCAUCUGCAAAACAUCAAGAUAUAGUCACAGAUAAACCAGCAUCAUACAUCAAGAUAGGACAAAGCUCUGCAAAGGACCAAUCUAAUAGUGAUCAACAGAAUCUAACGUCAAAAAUAGAGACAGGAUCCAUACAACAAUCUAGUUCCGGAAUGGCAAAAGCGCGUCCUGCUUCUUUAGCACAAGCAAUUGCAGGUUAUACAGGUAAAAGACUAGCAGAUGACACAACCACAAAUAAAAGAGGUAAAAAAAUCAGAAAACUGACAAAGCAAAGUUCAGAAGAGCAAUCCGAAAACAAUGAAGAUUUAGGUGAAGAUUUAGAACUCGUUGAUGAUGAUGAAAGUGAAAGUGAAACUGAAAAUGCUCAAGACUCUGAAGAUCAAAAAGAGGAAUCAUCACCAUCCGCCGUCAAUUCGGAAUCAAACAACAGCGAUGGCGAUGAAUAUCAAAAAUCUGAACAAGACCAAACUGAAGCUAGCACAACUCCAGAAGCCACUCAAGAAUCAACUCCUCAACAAGAAUCAGAAUCAAGCUCUUCAGAUGAUGAUACAAACUAUACAGACGCUGAAACCGGAGAUUUUGUUUCCUUAACGCCUCACAAUAUAAUAAGCAAGAAGGUUUAUGAGAAAUAUCAAAAAGAUAAUAGCUCAAGUACAAGUGGUAACGAUGAUGAAGAUGACCAAGAAGAAGACGAAGACGAAGAAGAAACACCAGUACCUACUGCUUCCACAUCUAAAAUCGAUGUCAAUAAUGAAGAUGAUGAAGAAGAAGAAGAAGACGAUGUUGAUUACGUUGACAAGGAAUCUGAAAGUGAAGCUGAAGAAAGCGAAGAAGAAUCAACUGAGGAUGAAGGUGAAGAUGAGGAAUCAAGUGAAGCUGAUGAAUUACCAACUGAUGAUAAAGAAGCAGAUCAAGAACCUGAUAUCAAAAGGGACUUGCUAGCUGAAAAAUCAGAAAAUGCUAGUAGAACAGGUACAAACACACCACCAACAUCACCAGAAUCAGAUGAAGACAGUGAUGAUUCAAAAUCUAAAGAUCUGUCUGCUUUACAGUUAAGUGAUUUUUACGGAAUAGAAGAAUCACCAGCAGAUAGAGGCUCUAAUGAUUCUGAUAGAAUAAUUAAAAACUGGGGCUCUAAAUACAGUACACGUAAACCAUUAGGUUUACUGAACCACGGUGUUACAUGUUAUACAAACGCUGCUGUUCAAGCUAUGAUCCAUAUUCCUGCUGUUCAACAUUAUUUGCUUGAUAUUUCAAAUGGUAAAUAUAAGGAUACCAUCAAUCCAAGAUCAGUUUCACAAACAUUAGCUGAAACUUCUGCUAGAAUGUGGAAUUUAGAAAAAAAUAAUCCUAAGAAAGGUGGUCCAAAAUUCAUAAAUCCAAAGAAAUUGAUUGGUAAAUUAGAUGAUAUCAAUUGUAUGAUGUCUGAAUGGCAACAAGAAGAUUCACAUGAAUAUUUCAUGUCUUUAUUAUCAAGAUUACAAGAAGAUGGUACACCAAAGGGUAAGAAAUUAAAUGAAAAUAUCAUUUAUGAUAUAUUUGGCGGUUCUUUAGAUCAAUUUGUGACUUGUAAAAGUUGUGGUCAUGUUUCUAAAACACAACAAGAAUUUUAUGAUCUUUCAUUACAUUUAGGCGCUUCAAGAAAAAAUAGUCAAUCUGAAAUGGUUAAUCAACAACAAUCUUCAUUAAGUGCACAAGCUCAAACUGAUUCAGCUGAAGCUAAACAUAGAUAUUCAAUCAAUAAAUCUAUAAGAGAUUUCUUUUCACCAGAAUUAAUUAAGACUGAUAGAUCUGAUAAGAGUGGUUAUGUUUGUGAAAAAUGUAAGAAAAGAACAAAUGCCAUUAAGAUUAGUACAAUUGAUAGAGCUCCAGAAACAUUAGCUGUUCAUUUGAAAAGAUUUAGAUUUAAUGGUAGUUCAUCAUCAAAAGUUAAACAAGGUGUUUCAUAUCCAUUGAUCUUGGAUUUAUCUCAAUAUACCACAAAUUCUGAACCUGUUUUAUAUCAAUUAAUCUCUGUUGUUGUUCAUGAAGGUAGAUCAGUAUCUUCUGGUCAUUAUAUUGCACAUUGUCGUCAACCAGAUGGUGUAUGGGCUACAUAUGAUGACGAAUAUAUAAAUACAAUCACAGAAAAACAAGCACUAAAAGAUCCAUCAGCAUAUUAUUUGAUAUAUACAAGAUUAACUCAUAAAGAUAUUAAACAAGUUUCAGCACCAAUACAAAAACAAUCUAAAGUUAAUACUAACAAACCAUCAUCAUCAUCAUCAUCAAACAAAUCAUCUGUUUCAUCCGCAUCAUCUGCAUCAACUACAUCAACAAGUAGUCCAAUUUCAAAUAAAAUCAAACAAUUACGUGUUGGUAUUGCAAAACCAAGCAAACCUACUAAUUUAUCACCAAAUAAUAAAAAGAAAGGUUUCAAUGGCCUAAAACCAACUAAUAACCUUGGAAACAUUGGAUCUUCAAAUCAAAAAAGAUAUGCUAAAGAUCAUGGAUCUGGUAAAUCCAAAAGAUUCAAAAGAUAUUAA
Molecule: messenger RNA, 2595 nt
Organism: Hansenula ciferrii
Lineage: Eukaryota; Fungi; Ascomycota; Saccharomycetes; Phaffomycetales; Wickerhamomycetaceae
Gene: UBP10
Product: ubiquitin-specific protease UBP10
Exons: 1
Coding region: 1-2595 (864 amino acids)
Cellular component (GO): nucleus; cytosol
Molecular function (GO): cysteine-type deubiquitinase activity; cysteine-type endopeptidase activity
Source: RefSeq, a predicted model, not a curated record